This is a messenger RNA of Paramacrobiotus metropolitanus, 650 nucleotides long. RefSeq lists its product as uncharacterized. The transcript has 2 exons. Bases 104 to 418 code for a protein of 104 amino acids. The record is from RefSeq and is a predicted model, not a curated record. Lineage: Eukaryota; Metazoa; Tardigrada; Eutardigrada; Parachela; Macrobiotidae.
UUGUUCAUGAAUUCAUCAAGAAACGUUUCAUUACUACUGCUCCAUCACCGCUGACAAUUACAUACCCGUCGAUACAAAAUUCAGCUGGACUUCCAAUAAGAAGAUGCAUUCCAUGACAAUCGUGCUGGUCGUUGCCUGUGCUUUGCUCGUAUCCGUUUACGGAGGCGGCGGCUAUGGAGGCGGUGGCUAUGGAGGCGGUGGCUAUGGAGGCGACUUCUACGGGGGUGGUGGUGGAUACGGAGGUUUCGGAGGAUUCGGCUAUGAUCUAGGAUGGGGAUUGGGAUAUCCGUUCCUGGGCGGUUGGGGUCUGGGAUUUCCGUGGUUGGGCGGAUUCGGAGGGUUUGGUGGAUUCGGAGGGUUCGGAGGAUUCGGUGACUUCGGCGGUUAUGGCGGCGGAUGGGGAUACAAAAAGAAAUAGAAGUCCAGCUAACAGGAAAAUCAUUCAGUUUUUUUAUCCAUUUUGGUGCUGAGCAAGACGAGUGAACGCGUUUUCUGAGGUUUCUAAUUUGAUUUUUCUAAUUCUUUUGGGUAAAGUUUUUUGCUUGCAUGCCAAAGAUUUCUGGUGGGGCUGGUUUCUAUGAAAUUAUUCGAUUCACAUUACUGAAUACAGGAAACAGAAACAAAGUAAUUUAAAUAAAAGCAAUGAUUUA